Molecule: messenger RNA, 1128 nt
Organism: Perca flavescens (yellow perch)
Lineage: Eukaryota; Metazoa; Chordata; Actinopteri; Perciformes; Percidae
Product: HLA class II histocompatibility antigen, DRB1-1 beta chain
Exons: 3
Coding region: 469-1128 (219 amino acids)
Biological process (GO): antigen processing and presentation; immune response
Cellular component (GO): MHC class II protein complex; membrane
Source: RefSeq, a predicted model, not a curated record
AAAGCCUCUCUCAUCUGUUUUAAUAGGUAUCGUAAAUUAGUAUCAUAAAUUGUCACACCGUUUUCCUUCCUGAAGAUUUAUCUGCGUGAACCUACAUUGAACCAGUCCUUCUUUUCUGCUGAGCCUCUUUCUCAUCUAUCUAUCUUAAUAUGAAUGGAGGCAUUGUUAGAAAAUGUGUCGCUUUAUUCUCUGAGAUCUCGUAACUGCUUUCAGAAUCAACUCACAGAGGUCAUGCCAGUAGAUGUGAGGAUAAGAUCCACAAACAAUCGUGAUCGGAUUGUUUCAUACCAACAACAAACGCAAUGACUGUGAAACCUGAAAGACCUGUUCAUCUCUGCACUGCUCUUGCAUAAGCAUUUGAAUAAUUUGAUUUAUGGGAAAGGAGGAUGUGGUUUAGUUUCAGGAUUUGAAAGGGUUUUAGUAGCAAGUCUGCAUGCAGCAUGUGACAUUGUUUUCAGUGUUUAAGAGAUGAUGGGACUUUAUUUUCUGCUCAAACUCACAGUCUCUGCUAUUUUACUCUGCAGUAGACCAGCAGGUGGCUAUGUAUAUCAGAUGAUAUAUGACUGUGAGUAUGGUGACAACAUCACCGACAUGGUCUUCUUUGUAAAAAACCUAUUUAACCAGAAGAUUAACACCCAGUAUGACUCUCGGGUUGGGAAGUAUGUCGGCUUUGGAGAAUAUGGCAUGACGAACGCUGCCCAUUAUAACAGCCAGCAGUGGAAAAUGGAUGAAAGAAAAGCUCAAGUGGAGACUCUUUGCAGAUACAACGCAAGAUUAUUCAGAAGGAGCACACUGGAUCGAAAAGUGCGUCCGACUGUCAAGGUCCAUGAGCCCGAGCCAGCUGACUACGGGAAGCGGUCCAUACUUGAGUGCAGCGCUAUGGGGUUCUUCCCUCAGGAAAUGAGGCUGAGCUGGCUGAGAGACGGCGUAGAGGUCACCACUGAUGUGUCGUCUACAGAUGUCUUGGCCAACGGGGACUGGAGCUUCCAGCUGCACUCUUACCUGGAGUUCACACCCAGAAGAGGGGAGAGGGUGAGCUGCAGGGUGGAGCACAGCAGCCUCAGAGAGAGCCUGGAGGUGGACUGGGGUAAGGGUCACCCUGGAAGAGAAAACACGCUCAAAUGGUGA